Eimeria necatrix is the source of this 1299-nucleotide messenger RNA. RefSeq lists its product as hypothetical. The transcript has 2 exons. NCBI's taxonomy places the organism in Eukaryota, Apicomplexa, Conoidasida, Eucoccidiorida, Eimeriidae. Bases 1 to 1299 code for a protein of 432 amino acids. Gene Ontology annotation, cellular component: CAF-1 complex; nucleus. Gene Ontology annotation, biological process: nucleosome assembly. The record is from RefSeq and is a predicted model, not a curated record.
AUGAGGGGCCCUAGUCCUUACCGCCACGAGCAGCAGCAGCAGCAGCUACAGCAGCAGCAACAGCAACAACUCCAGCAGCAGCAGCAGCAGGAACUGCAGCAGCAGCAGCAGCAGCAGCAAGAGCAGAAGCGGCAGCGGCGAAGCUGGCUGCAAGACAAUCAGAGAGAAGGUACUCCUUCCAUCUGUGGGGCCCCCACAACUCCGAAGUACCCCUUUACCCAUGAGGGCCCCGGGGGCCCCCAGGGUCUUGGGGGCCCCCAGGGUCUUGGGGGCCCCCAGGGUCUUGGGGGCCCCCAGGGUCUUGGGGGCCCCCAGGGUCUAGGGGGCCCCGGGGGCCCCCGGGGCCCUGGGGGCCCCCAUGGGUCUGGGGGCCAGCUGGGUCCUGGGGGCCCCCGCUGGGUUGGGGGCCCCCAGGGUACUCCGGUAUACGGGGGCCCCAGAAGGACCCCUUUGGGGGCCCCCCUAGUCAAGGGGCCCCCUGGGGGCCCCUCCCCCAGGGGGCCCCCUGGGGGCCCCUCCCCCAGGGGGCCCCCUGGGGGCCCCCCGUUGUGUCAGCUUUCUAGAGAAAGCCCUUUAUGGGGGGCCCCCGUGGGGGCCCCCCAGGUUGGGGGCCCCCGCGGCACCCCUUGGGGCCCCAGAAGCCUCAAAGCAAGCCCGUUUGCUGCUUCUGCUUCUGCUGCUUCUGCUGCUUCUGCUGCUGCUGCUGCUGCUGCUGCUGCUGGCUCGCCCUCUCCAGCUGGGUGGCGGCAGCAGCAGCGCAGAACCCAAAAGGGUCUUUUUGGGGGCCCCUGUGGGGCCCCGGGGGCCCCCGGGGCCCCCGGGGCCCUGGGGGCCCCCGGGGCCCUGGGGGCCCUUGGGCUCCAGUCUUAUUCCCGGUAUUUGGGGAAGUCUGUUUGGAUUUAUACGGGGGGGGACACUUUUGUCUCCCAGCAGCAGCAGCAGCUGCUGCAGCAGCAGCUGCAGCAGCAGCAGCAGCAGCAGCAGCAGCAGCAGCAGCAGCAGCAGCAAACAGAAGAGGACAGGGAGGCCCGAGCUCUGGACCCCUUUAUUCGCGGAGUGCUUUGCAAGCCGCAGCCUGAGGGCCUGCCAACAAAUGUAGUAGCUGUUGCUAUUCCUGCAGCAGCAGCAGCAGCAGCAGCAGCAGCUGCUGCUGCUGCUGCUGCUGCUGCUGCUGCUGCUGAGCCUGCUGGUGGUGACGCUGAGGGAGAGCAGCAGAUUGUCUACGCGCCGCUGGAGACAGUUUUUCCCUCUGAUGAGGUCUUUGGCGUGCCGGACAACACUCAGGUGGCUAAACCCUAA